Lindgomyces ingoldianus is the source of this 1290-nucleotide messenger RNA. Its product is annotated as arginine N-methyltransferas-like protein. Bases 1 to 1290 code for a protein of 429 amino acids. The transcript is spliced from 2 exons. Gene Ontology annotation, cellular component: cytoplasm; nucleus. The record is from RefSeq and is a predicted model, not a curated record. Gene Ontology annotation, molecular function: protein arginine N5-methyltransferase activity. Gene Ontology annotation, biological process: peptidyl-arginine methylation. Lineage: Eukaryota; Fungi; Ascomycota; Dothideomycetes; Pleosporales; Lindgomycetaceae.
AUGGACGAUCCAGCUUUCCAAGUCGAAACCGACCUGCAAACGCAAAGCUUGCUCCUAGCUGCCGCAAACCACGAUGUGCGCGCUCUGCGGGACCUUCUCCGCAAUACCUCCGCGAACGUGCAAGACACUGAGACUGGAUUCACGCCUCUUCAUGCUGCGAUUGCGGCUUGCGAACCCAACGAACCUGUGCCCCCACUUGUGCCUUCGAAACAGGUCAACGGACAUACAAAUGGAGAGACUACCAACGGAGAAAUUGCACAAGAAAAUAGCGCGGACCAGAGGCAAGAGUUGGAGAUGGCAGAGAAGACAAUCCGGCUCUUGUUUCUGAACGGAGCAAUCUGGAAUGACUUAGAUAGCAAUGGCGAGACGCCAGGCUGUAUAGCGCUUAGAUUGGGGCUGAAGGAGCUCUAUGAACUAUGUGUGGAUGCCGGCGUGAGGGCGGAAUUGUUGCUGAGCCGAUUGGAUGAGUAUCAGCGUUUGGGAGAUACCGAUUCGGAAGAAGGCGGGGGUGAAGUAGCUGAGGAAACUAAUGAAGGGGCUGAGAGAGAGGACCUCAAUGUUGAGGAGGGAGGACAUACCGCCCAGGAAGCAGCAGACGAAUCUACCCAGAACCCGAAUUACCUCUCUUCAAUUUUGACAUUCGACCGUAACAGGAUACUUGAUAGGUCUGAUAACGGUGUAAUGAUGGAAUGGGAGACCACACUCAUGCGCCGAUCUGCAGAGCUCUUACUUCCUUCAGCUAGCUUACGAGUCUUAAAUGUUGGGCAUGGGAUGGGCAUUAUCGACAGCAUCUUCCAGGAUAACAGUCCGAGCUCCCAUCACAUCAUUGAGGCUCAUCCAGAUAUCCUGAAGAGGAUCAAAGAGCAUGGUUGGUACGAUAAACCUGGUGUCGUCGUUCACGAGGGGCGAUGGCAGGAUGUCUUGCCCGGUUUGGUGGAGAAAGGAGAGCUGUUUGACGCCAUCUAUUUCGACACCUUCGCCGAAGAAUACAAGGCGCUUCGGGAGUUCUUCACUGAAUACGUAAUCGGAUUACUGGAUCCAGCAGGAGGUGUGGAUAGAGAAGGUGGGAAAUUCGGAUUCUUCAAUGGAAUGGGGGCGGAUCGGCAGGUCUGCUACGAUCUAACAAAUGAGCAGAUCGUGGAAAUGGAUCUCUUUGAAGCCGGCUUUGACACGGAAUGGGAAACUAUCCCAAUCCCAAAUCUUGACUCUGAAGGCAAAUGGGAAGGUGUGAGGAGGAAAUAUUGGGUUCUUGACAAGUACAAAUUGCCGACAUGCAGCUUCAUUGGCUGA